Darwinula stevensoni is the source of this 621-nucleotide messenger RNA. NCBI's taxonomy places the organism in Eukaryota, Metazoa, Arthropoda, Ostracoda, Podocopida, Darwinulidae. The record is from the annotation of a GenBank genome assembly.
AUGAACAGCCGAAUGGGCGCUAGUCUUCCUCGCGUCUCCGACGGCGUGCAAUUCGCUUCGCCUCCGAGAGAACUCGACAAGUUGCAGAACCAGAGCGGCGGAGCCGAACUCCAAAUGGACCCAGUGCCGGGUUCGACCAGAACCUAUUUGAAACCCGAGCGAUUCGAGCGUGCAUGCUUCCGCCUCUUGGAGUUGGAGAAGCAGUUCAAGCAGAACAAAUACCUUUCCCGGCCCAAGAGGUUCGAGGUCGCCACUGCCCUCAUGCUCACCGAAACCCAGGUGAAAAUCUGGUUUCAAAACCGGCGGAUGAAGUGGAAAAGGAGCAAGAAAGCCCAGCAAGAAUCGAAGGGGAAGUCAGGGGAAGAAAAGAAGAAAGGAGAGCGAGGAGGAGGAGGAGGAGGAGGGGGAGGAGGAGAAGAUCGCGAAGAAGGCGUGGGAACUAUCGCGACGGCGGCAGUGACAUCCACAGUCACUGCACCGGACAGUACCGCAGUGAUGGUGACCCGCGGCGGGAAUUUUCCCGCCCCGCCCCCUGCCCACAUCAACAGCCAAUCAGCGCCCAGAUCCACGCUCCCUUUCCCCGCCCUCCCCGACCCAAUCUACAGGCCGUAUGUCAUGUGA